Coffea eugenioides is the source of this 1469-nucleotide messenger RNA. RefSeq names its product mitotic spindle checkpoint protein BUBR1. Gene Ontology annotation, molecular function: protein kinase activity. The transcript is spliced from 11 exons. Gene Ontology annotation, biological process: meiotic sister chromatid cohesion, centromeric; mitotic spindle assembly checkpoint signaling. NCBI's taxonomy places the organism in Eukaryota, Viridiplantae, Streptophyta, Magnoliopsida, Gentianales, Rubiaceae. The coding region runs from base 137 to 1345 and encodes 402 amino acids. The record is from RefSeq and is a predicted model, not a curated record.
GAAAAAAAAAGCCCCUCUCCCUCCGUGACCGGCGAUUCAAGAUUAGCUUACAUUUGUUAUUGCUUCUUCAUUUUUUUCCAAUAAAAUUAAUUCCCAAUCCAAGUAGUACUACUGUAGUUUUUGUUUUAACAAUUGUAUGGAUACGGAGAAGAAGGCGAUGGCGUCCGAUUGCACCUUGAAUAAGCAGGAGUCAGAGUCGGAGUGGUUGUCGUUGGACCCAGAAAUGGAGUUUUUGGCAUCGAAACAAGAAACUGGGAACGAGUGGGAGCUGUUCAAGGAAAAUGUGAGGCCUUUGAAGCGGGGCCGCAACGUCGCUCUUCUCAACACUGCUCUCAAAUCCCACUCCUCCUCCUCCACCCUCAGGACUCAACUUCUUCACCAUCGCAGGAGGUUGAUUGAAGCCAUAGAUGAAUAUGAAGGUGACGAUCCUCUCCAACCUUGGCUUCGGUGCGUUAAGUGGGUUCAGGAGGCUUUUCCUGCUGGUGGAGACUCCUCCGGCUUAGUAGUCAUCUAUGAGCAGUGUGUCCGCUCUUUUUGGCACCAGGACCGCUACAAGGAUGAUCUUCGCUAUCUCAAUGUUUGGUUGGAAUAUGCGGCAAAUUGUAUUGAUGCUCAAGUCAUCUAUAGUUUUCUCGAGGCAAACAAAAUUGGCCUCACACAUGCUUCCUUCUAUAUAUCCUUUGCUCUUCACAUGGAAUCCAAGAACAAAACUAGAACUGCUAAUGAAAUCUUCAAUCGAGGCAUAUCUAUGAAUGCACGACCAAUUGAAAAAUUGAAGGCAGCCUAUAAAAAGUUUCUGAAUCGGUCAAUGAGAAGGUCAAUAGCUGUAGAGGAGGACAGAACAGAGAAUCAGUUCCCACUUAGAAGUUUUGGGACUGUACUGGCUACGGGAGAACGCCGAAACCAGGCAGAUGAUUCUGAUUUUGCUAUGAAAAAGUUGAAAACAGAUAGGAUUCAAGGGACUGCAAUACCUAUCUAUGAAGAUUCUGGUAGGAAUAUGAUAUCGGACCUACAAUCACAAACUUCAAAGUUGGAGUCAAAACCAUGGCAGAGUCUCGGUGUUCGCGCAGAGAGAAAUAAGGAGAACAACUCAGUUCCUUCUAAAUGGGCCUCAAAUAAGAUUCCCCAGAGAUUUGGGCAUAGAUUUGGAGGAACAAUUACAACUCCGUCUAUUGAGAUCUUUGUGGAUGACGAUUGUGCCGAAGCACAGAAGAUGGAUAAGGAGACUGGAAAAUCAUCAACUCUACAACUCAGACACGGGGAUGGUAGAGACCUUAAGAAGGAAACGGAGCUAUUGAGAGAGAAUCCCUUGCGCAAUUUUCCCCCAAGUUCUUUGCCUAGAUAAUCCGAGGAAGGACAUUAUUUCAUCUCUGUUGUUGUAUCCGAGUAAAGCAGACUUGAUCCAGUCUGCCAUUUCUCUUUUUGAUGAACGAAAUUGCAAAUUUAUUAACAUCCAGAAAAUUUUAGAA